Messenger RNA from Mytilinidion resinicola, 2186 nucleotides. Its product is annotated as anaphase-promoting complex subunit cut9. The record is from RefSeq and is a predicted model, not a curated record. The transcript is spliced from 2 exons. Gene Ontology annotation, molecular function: protein binding. Gene Ontology annotation, biological process: cell division. Bases 119 to 1942 code for a protein of 607 amino acids. Lineage: Eukaryota; Fungi; Ascomycota; Dothideomycetes; Mytilinidiales; Mytilinidiaceae.
CUGAAUACAUAGAUUCGGAGGCUCCUGACGCCUGCCAUAUGGCUUUACAAUCCCCUAUGGUUACGUUCACUUCUUCCUCUUCUAGCUUUCUUUCCCCUCACAUCUUUCGCAGAUCGAGAUGGAGAAAUUCCUCCGCGAGUGGCGGCAAGAUGCCUUGAAUAAACACCAGUACGACUCCGCUAUAUUUAUUGGGGACAAAUUACUGGCUUUAACGAAUAAUGACAAAGAUGGAUUUUGGCUCGCUCAAGUUCACUUCUCGACCGGCAAUUACACCCGCGCCCUGAGCUUCCUCUCUCGACAAGACCUCAUUGCAACCAACCCCUCGUGUAAAUAUCUGGCCGCGCAUUGCUGUGUAAAACAAGGAAAGUUUGACGAAGCGUUAAACAUUUUGGGCGACAAGAACCCGGUACAUCUCAUAAGUGCGCCUGGAAGUGCCAGGAGGAAACUCCAGCAUGUCGAUGGCCGGAAACACUCUAAGCUGGGAGCUAGGAGCGACAGAGUGGACCGCAGCGAAGAGAGGGAUAAAGAGGAUAUCGCAAAUAUACGGUUCGAGGCCGCCAUGUGUUACCUGAGGGGAGUCUGUUACGCCAAACAGAAUGCCUUUGAUCGAGCCAAAGAUUGCUACAAAGAUGCCGUUCGGAUAGACGUCCAGUGCUUCGAAGCGUUCGACCAGCUCAUGAAGAACUCCCUCAUGUCCCCGAGCGAGGAGUGGAAGUUUUUGGAAUCGUUGAAUUUCGACACUAUUACGGCAGACAACAACUCGACUUCCCAAGAAGCUGCGGAGUUUGUGAGAAUGCUUUACAUUACCAGGUUAUCCAAGUACGAGCAUCCUGAGGAAUUUACCGUGGCGACAGAGACCUUGUCUACCCACUACAACCUCGGGGAAAACCCAGAUAUCCUCCUCUCCAAAGCCGAACUGCUGUUCACUCAAUGCCGCUUCAAGGAAGCACUCGCCCUCACUUCGUCUGUUCUAGAGAAGGACCGGUACAACUUCAACACUUUCCCAAUCCAUCUUGCAUGUCUACAUGAACUCAACGAGAGAAACGCGCUCUUCCUCCUCGCCCACGACCUCGCAGACAACCACCCCGAAGAGCCUUGUGCCUGGCUCGCCAUCGGCGUAUACUACCUCACAAUUAACCGCAUCGCCGAAGCACGCCGAUUCUUCUCCAAAGCCUCAAUGAUGGAUCCCCACUUCGGCCCCGCCUGGAUUGGUUUCGCGCACACCUUCGCUGCAGAAGGCGAGCACGACCAGGCCAUAUCAGCCUAUUCGACCGCCGCGCGCCUCUUCCAAGGAACGCAUCUUCCACAGCUAUUCCUGGGUAUGCAGAAUUUGCAAUUGAACAACAUGCCACUAGCACACGAGUACCUUAACACGGCGUACGCCCUAUGCAAGACUGACCCGCUACUACUUAACGAACUAGGCGUAGUUCUGUACCACGAAGACAACCUGCAGAACGCCAUAGCGCUCUUCAAGCUCGCGCUCACGCUGGCGACGGAGGUAGGGUCUGAUCCUAGGGCUUGGCUUGCUACGCGUGCAAAUCUAGGCCAUGCUCUGCGGAGGACAGGUCAAUUUCCCGAAGCGCUCGCUUCUUUCGAUGACGUCCUCCGGUCUGGUGGGAAAGAUGCUGGUGUUUUCUGCGCUAAAGGGCUAGUGCUGUUGGAGAUGGGCGACAGCUGGCAAGCCGUCAUUGCACUGCACGAGGCGCUGGCUGUCAGUCCGCAGGAUCCGAUCGCGACAGAUCUACUAGGCAAGGCGUUGGAGGUUAACGAGGCUGUUCCUUUGAUGGAUGGCAGUGAGGAAGAGGAAUUUGAGCGGAGGAUCGGGGAGCGGAAAGGAGAGACUGCUAAUGGGAAGGCGAGGAGGAGGCCUAGGGGGAGGCUGAGUGAGGGUGAUGUGACGGGUGCGGGGGAGAGCAUGAUGGUUGAUUCGGAUGAUGAUUGAGUUUUGGGAAGCGUUGUACUGUACUACCAAGUACGUUGAUUUGGAUAUGACCGGCAUAGCAUUGGGCGGUGUUUUGGAGUAAUUCUCCCAUAGCUCUUAUGAUAGUGCAAGCGUUUCUACAAGUCCUGGGAUUUCAGUGUAUUGGGAGCGUAACUCCCUUGGUACAAUGAAUCUCGAAGAGGUUAUCCAUGUUGCUCUUCACGUGAUAUUGAAUUCAUUCGAUCCGAGAAUUCGAUAAUCUCAG